This is a messenger RNA of Rasamsonia emersonii CBS 393.64, 558 nucleotides long. RefSeq lists its product as uncharacterized. The record is from RefSeq and is a predicted model, not a curated record. Gene Ontology annotation, cellular component: nucleus. The annotation marks the transcript as partial. The transcript has a single exon. NCBI's taxonomy places the organism in Eukaryota, Fungi, Ascomycota, Eurotiomycetes, Eurotiales, Trichocomaceae. Gene Ontology annotation, biological process: regulation of DNA-templated transcription. Gene Ontology annotation, molecular function: DNA-binding transcription factor activity, RNA polymerase II-specific; zinc ion binding.
CAAGCAGGCGUCAUUUACACCUAUUUCUCGCUGUUCUCCACUUCUCCCGUUCAUUCUGUCUGUCCGAUAAUGAGAAACUCGAUCGCCUGUGUUCCAUGCCGAACUGCCAAGUUGAAAUGUUCACAUCGCAAUCAGCAACCACCCUGCGAUCGAUGUAGAGCAUCUGGCAAGGCCGAUGCCUGUCAAUUCCCAGAGCGAUGGACUUCUGCCCUACAUCGACAGCCAAAGAAACCUCGCCAGCGUCAACGGGAUCAGCUUGGCCCCAAUCGCGUACAAGUUCUUAAUCAGCUGACAAGCGAACCAACUCGACCAGCUGGCCCAUCCAGAUUCUUAGAGAGUCCCAGUGCUACUGGUAGAGAAAUCCAGCGAGAUAAUACAGGAGAGAGGCAGCUAUCUCAAAAUCCAUUGGACUGGUUGGCGGACGACGUGCAAAAUAGCUAUUUGCGAUGCUCCUACAAGUGGUGCUUCCAUCACAAGCCGACUCUCUUACGUAAAAUUAGAGAUGGCACGAUUGACAAGGCCAUGGCAUGGGCCAUUCUCGCCCUGGCGUCGAGGUAA